CCAGGAAGUACCCUCACACAACAUGUACCUUGCUGGGAAUAUAAUUUUCGUCUGCUUGUCGAGUCUUGCAGUAGCCUUGGAAGAUCCAAGGAAUGCUCAAGUAAGGAGUUACGACUUUCAAAACGAUGGAACUGGUCCCUAUAAAUUUAGUUUUGAGACAAGCGACGGAACGAAACGGGAGGAAGAAGGAAGUCUAGUUCAUCCAAACACCGACCAUGCGGCCGUAGUUGUCAGAGGUUCAUUUUCGUACUUCGGACCAGACGGCGUCGAAUAUAAGGUCAAAUACACGGCGGAUGAAAAUGGAUUCCAUCCCGAGGGUGAUCACUUCAAAGUACCACCGUUCGUGCCGUGGAUUCACCACCACCACCACGACGACGAACAACCCAUCGUGACAGGCGAAAGGAUCCUGGACGCCUACCAGACACCGCAGCCGGAGAAACAGGUCUACCCCAAUCAGGUGCAAAGUGUCACACCCACGGCUUACAGUUAUUCGCCACCCUUGCAGAGCACCACUUUCCCUCCGUUGCCCGUUAAGCAAACGAACAGCUUCCCCAGUUCCGCCUUCGACAACACCAGACCUAGUAACCCACCUUUCGCAGCUAGUAGCACCUACAGUUAUCCUCCUUUGGGGGCUCAAACCACGUACGGGUCGACUCUUCCAGACAACACUUACUUGACCACCCCCAAGCCACUUUUCCAGGAGUCCCCGUCGUCUCCAUCCGCUUACCUACCCUCAACACCAAGUCCUAAACCGGUUGCUUUCGUACCGGAAAACAUCGAGAAGGGUAGAGAACUAGCUAGGAACAAUGAGGAAAUUAAAUCUGUUUUUGAGAAUGCACAAAACAAUAUAUAUUUGCCAAGCUCCACUCCAAAAUCAGUUGAGAUCACUUUGCAUUCUGUUAACCCCUUGGGUACUGAAGUGAAUCACUUGUAGGUUUAGUUAUUAUUAUUGUAUAUAGAGUUUGUACUGUUGUUAAGUUGUUUAAAGUUUAUCUAUUUUUUUAUAAAUAAAACUAUUUUU
Molecule: messenger RNA, 1021 nt
Organism: Aethina tumida (small hive beetle)
Lineage: Eukaryota; Metazoa; Arthropoda; Insecta; Coleoptera; Nitidulidae
Product: pupal cuticle protein-like
Exons: 3
Coding region: 23-934 (303 amino acids)
Cellular component (GO): chitin-based extracellular matrix
Molecular function (GO): structural constituent of chitin-based larval cuticle
Source: RefSeq, a predicted model, not a curated record